Molecule: messenger RNA, 1742 nt
Organism: Schistocerca americana (American grasshopper)
Lineage: Eukaryota; Metazoa; Arthropoda; Insecta; Orthoptera; Acrididae
Product: UDP-glucosyltransferase 2-like
Exons: 6
Coding region: 115-1695 (526 amino acids)
Molecular function (GO): UDP-glycosyltransferase activity
Source: RefSeq, a predicted model, not a curated record
GAUAAACCGGUAAGGAGCGCGCCUUUCGGCCAGCAGUUGCCGCUAAGUGGGCUCGGCGCUGUGACGACUCCUUAUCUGCUGUUCCCGCUUCGCCGCCAGCUGAGCUCCGACAACAUGAAGGUCCUGCUGGUGGCGGUGGCCGCCGCCGUGGCGCUGUCGGCGCUGGGGCCUGCCUGCGAGGCGGCGGACAUCUUGGCGGCGUUCCCCUUCCCCAGCAAGAGCCACUGGCACGUGUUCCGGCAGCUGCUGCACGCGCUGGCGGCCCGCGGGCACCGCCUCACCGUCAUCGCCUACUUCCCCGAGGAGAAUCCGCCGCCUGGCUGGGAGCACAUCAGCCUCGAGGCCUCGCAGGGCGCCGCACCUCAGGCUCCAAAUUUCUUCGAGGUCGGCGACGCAGGAGCGGUGAUCGAAGCGCUGAUGGUGUCUGGGGUGGGGAAGAGGCUGUGCGCCGCCAUGAUGGAGACGGAGGGCGUGAAGCAGCUGGUGACAUCUGGCGACAGGAAGUUCGACCUGCUCCUGAUCGAGGUGUUCUCGAACGACUGCUACCUGGCGUUCGCCCACAAGUACCGCGUGCCCGUGGUGGGGGCGGUGGCGCUCGGCGGCGGGCUCAGCUGGAUGACCGACAUGGUGGGCAACCCCUUCCCACACGCCUACCUGCCGGAGCCCAUGCUGCCCCUCAGCACCGGCAUGAGCUUCCUGCAGCGCAUGCACAACUCGCUCUUCGGCAACUUCCUCAGGUUCUACCGGCAGUUCUAUUACCUCCCGUCGCUGGACUCCAUGGUUCGCCAGCAUUUCAGUGACCCCGACAUGCCGUCCCUGGCAAACCUGGAGCGCAACACGUCACUCCUGCUGGUGAACACUCACGUCAGCUUCUAUUACCCCCGGCCUCUGGUGCCGAACAUAAUAGAGGUUGGAGGCAUGCACAUCAAGCCUCCGAAGAAGCUGCCACAGGACCUGCAGAAGUUCAUGGAUGACGCAAAAGAUGGCGUCAUAUUCUUCAGUUUGGGCAGUAACAUCAAGAGCUCAGACAUUCCCGAGAAACAAAAGGCGGCGAUUCUCAGCGUAUUCUCAAAACUGAAGCAGAAAGUGCUGUGGAAGUUUGAUCUGGAAAGUAUGCCCAACCAGCCAGCGAACCUAAAACUGAGCAAAUGGUUUCCCCAAAAUGAUCUGCUCAAUCACAAGAACAUGAAGUUGUUCAUAACGCACGGCGGGCUGAUGAGCAUACAGGAGGCGAUAUCGGCCGGUGUGCCGCUGCUGGGGAUCCCUGUUUUCGGCGACCAGAACGCCAACCUGGCCAGAGCAGAGGCCGACGGCUUCGGAAUGAAACUUCGGGUCAACGAGCUGACUGAAGAGUCCUUCGGUAGGGCUCUCAACGAACUCCUGACCAACCCCAAGUACAAACAAAACGCGGAGAAACGCUCCGUGCUGUUCCACGACCGGCCAGAGAAGCCAAUGGAGACUGCGGUGCACUGGACGGAGUACGUGAUACGGCACAAGGGCGCCUACCACAUGAGGUCGGCCUCGCUGGACCUGGCGUGGUACCAGUACCUGCUGCUCGACGUCAUCGCGGCGCUGGUGCUGCUGCUUGGGGCGCUGCUGCUGCUCGUGGCGCUCUCUGUCAGAGCUCUGUACAGGGCCGCCAGGGCGGCGCUGGGGUCGCCGCCAGACGGCAAGAACAGGCCCAAGCGGGACUAGGGCCGCCAUUUCUAUUCACACAUACACACACACACACACACACACAC